Molecule: messenger RNA, 2476 nt
Organism: Felis catus (domestic cat)
Lineage: Eukaryota; Metazoa; Chordata; Mammalia; Carnivora; Felidae
Gene: ADGRE3
Product: adhesion G protein-coupled receptor E3
Exons: 17
Coding region: 207-2144 (645 amino acids)
Biological process (GO): adenylate cyclase-activating G protein-coupled receptor signaling pathway; cell surface receptor signaling pathway
Cellular component (GO): membrane
Molecular function (GO): calcium ion binding; G protein-coupled receptor activity
Source: RefSeq, a predicted model, not a curated record
CGCGAGGAGCGGAAGUGGCCGGCGCUGCGGCUCUCGGGGCCGGAGGUGCUUCAGGCAGUGAGAGACGUGUUGACUCCUUUUUCAUCCAGCCUCGGAGGAGAAGUCCUCGUUUCCUUCCCCGCGGGGUGAAGUCAGAGAGGUGGUCAGCUUAAAAGCACAGUGAGGAGCUUCAAGAGCUGGCUGGCAAAGGUUACCUACAUGCAGGAAUGCAAGGGCCAUCACUCCUUCCAGGACUCUGUUUUCUGCUGAGUUUGUCAGAAGUCAUGGCUCAGAUGACCAAAGCAGCUACCUGUCCACAGUGCCCCCAACACGCUUUCUGUGUCCACGGCACUUACUGUACCUGCGACUCUGGAUACGCUUCUGACUCUGGGAAGAAAUUCUUCACAUUCCCCCUUGAGACAUGCAAUGACAUUGAUGAAUGUAAACCACCCAUUAGCAUAUAUUGUGGACUUAACGCUGCAUGCCAGAAUGUCGAAGGAAGUUUCCACUGCCACUGUAAUCCUGGGUACAAACUCCUCUCUGGGGACACACAAUUCGAGAAUUCCAAUGCGAACACUUGUCAAAAAACCACUUCCUCAAAGACGACCAGAGACACGGAAGAGCUGCAACGUGUUGUUGAGAAAUUCGAGUCACUUCUCACUAAUGACACUCCAUGGGCAAUGGGAGAGAAGAGAGAAGUCGCAUCUUGGGCUACAACUCUUUUCCAGACUGUAGAAUCGAGCGUUCUAGAAACUGCCUUGAAAUCCCCAGAACAAAAAAUCCAGAAAAUUCACAACAGUACUGUGGCUAUUGAAACUCUAGUUGUUACAGACAAUUGCUCGGAAGAAGGAAAGGUCUUCAGCUUGAACACCUACAUGAACUCAGUGGACAUCCGUUGCAAUGACAUCGUGCAGGAAAACGUGAAAGGUCCCACCGCAAUUGCCUUUAUUUCAUACUCUUCUCUUGGAAACAUCAUAAACGCAACGUUCUUUGAAGAGGCAAAUGGCAAAGACCGAGUUUACCUGAACUCUCAGGUAGUGAGUGCCGCUAUUGGACCCGAAAGGAAUACAUCUCUCCCCAAGUCUGUGAUUCUGAGUUUUCAGCACGUGAAGAUGAAGCCCAGCAGUGAAAAGGCCGUCUGCGUCUACUGGAAAAGCACGAACGAGGGCGGCCAGUGGUCCAGCGACGGCUGUUUCCUGAUACAAGCGAACAAAAGUCACACCAUAUGCAACUCCACCCACCUGUCCAGUUUUGCUGUCCUUGUGGCCCUAACCCACCAGGAGGAGGAUCCCGUGCUGGCUGUGAUCACCUACGUGGGGCUGGGCCUCUCUCUGCUGUGCCUCCUCCUGGCAGCCCUCACCUUCCUCCUGUGCAAAGCCAUCCAGAACACCAGCACCUCGCUCCACCUGCAGCUCUCGAUCUGCCUCUUCCUGGCCCACCUGCUCUUCCUCACGGCCAUCGACCAGACCAAGAUCAAGCUGCUGUGCGCCAUCAUCGCGGGGGCCUUACACUAUCUCUACCUGGCCUCCUUCACCUGGAUGCUGUUGGACGGUCUACACCUCUUCCUCACGGCACGCAACCUGACGGUGGUCAACUACUCCAGUGUGAGCAGGCUCAUGAAGUGGCUCAUGUUCCCUGUGGGCUAUGGAGUCCCGGCUCUGAUCGUGGCCGUUUCUGCUGCAUCCAGACCUUCCCUUUAUGGAACACCCACCAGAUGCUGGCUCCACACAGACAAAGGAUUUGUAUGGACCUUCCUGGGCCCCGUCUGCACCAUCUUCUCCAUUAAUCUGGCCUUCUUUCUGAUGACCUUCUGGAUUGUGAGAAACAAGCUCUCCUCCCUCAACAGAGAUGUGUCCACCCUCCAGAACACCAGGAUGCUGACAUUCAAAGCGACGGCUCAGCUCCUCAUCCUGGGCUGCACGUGGUGUCUGGGCGUCCUGCAGGUGGGGCCAGCUGCCCGCGUCAUGGCUUACCUCUUCACCAUCAUCAACAGCCUGCAGGGAGCGUUCAUCUUCCUGGUGUACUGCCUCCUCAGCCAGCAGGUCCGAAAAUGGUUCAGAGAGAUCAUGAAAUCUAAACCUGAGUCUGAGACUUACACACUUUCCACCAGGUUUGGCACAAACUCAAGACCCAGUGAGGGGGGGAUGUUUUCCCAGAGCAACUGAAGAGAAAAUAUUCGAACUAGAACAUUCGACCCCACAUGGAAAGUCACAGCCACGGAUUUGGUUGGCAUCGUGAAGAACAGAGCUGGAGACCAGGGGGACCAUUACCUUUGACCUCCUUGGAGAGGAAAUGUUCAGCCUUUACUUCCUGAAGUGUUUGUUCUGCAUAACGGGCCCCCAGUAAAUGGGUGUUGCAUUGGGUUUCUCUUCGCUGUCAUGGGCUCAGCCAGUGCUUGUCGCUGGGGACCCCAAUCAUGACCAUUGCAAAUAAUCCCUGGACAUUUUGUAAACAAGGAAGGCCCCUUUAAAGGCCUUUCCUCAAAUUCUUACACGCA